Molecule: messenger RNA, 826 nt
Organism: Scutellospora calospora
Lineage: Eukaryota; Fungi; Glomeromycota; Glomeromycetes; Diversisporales; Gigasporaceae
Source: the annotation of a GenBank genome assembly
AUGGUUACUAAAUAUUCAGAAAUACAAAGAUCCGUGUUUUGUUAUGAUUCUGAGAAUAAAUGUAUUAUUAAAGGUGAUAAUUUUGAAAAUAAAGUAGGGCUUUACUUGAAAAAAAAUGGAUUACAUCCAAAGAUAAUUAAAAAUUAUACAUUCACCGAUGGGCGUUUUUUAAUGAGAAAAGAUAAGUCUUUACGGUCAGGAAGAAUAAUAUUAUUAAAAGAUAGUUCUAUAGAAGGUUUAGAAAUUAUUAAUACGGGAAAGUAUACUAUAAUUGGUGAUGAUGGAACGGAUAUAUGGUGUAAUUAUUUUGGUUAUCCAUUAUUGGUACAGUGUAAAUUUCAUUCUGUUUGUGAUACAUGUAAAAAUAAAAAUAAAAAUUGUAGUCAUGGAUAUUGGGAAAAGGAUAUGAUAAAGGAUGUUAAAAAACUUGAUGAUAAAUUAUCUGAAUAUAAAGUAGAUGUAUUUGGUAUAUUUGUGAUUAGUGAAGGAAUAAAAAUAUGCGAAGAAGUUAAAAAUAUGAAAUUUAAAAAUAUCAUGAAGGUUGUUAAUUUUUAUGAUAAAUCCGAAAAAAAUGAUUUUUUUGAUAAUUUAAAAAAUCAAAUAGAUUUAUUAGGUAAACAAUUAAUAAAUAAAACACAAAAUAUGGACUGGUGCAUAUCUCUCGAAGAUAAAAAACGUGUAGAAUUAGAAUUAGCUUAUAGAAAUUUAGAAAAAAUAAUCGAUGAUAAAUCAUUACUGAUUAUAACGAAUUUUUAUUAUAAAAAUUUAAAAAAAAUACCUUAUUAUGUUAGACAGGCAUAUAAUAUUACAAGUUUAAAUGAUAUUU